GGUAGUGUAGACACGAAACAGGACAUAAAUAUUGUGAAUAAUAAAAAUAUAUCCAGAAGUGAUUUAGUUUAGUUUAAAAAGUGAAAAUGUACAGUCAAUCAUACGAAGAAACACCAAUACCUUUAGUAGCAAAUUAUACAAUAGUUAAAGGCGACGAUGAAGAGAAGAGAGAAGAGGAUCGCGUUAUUCUAGAAAUAGGACGUCCAGAUGACAGGCCACGUGAAGAAUUCACAUUUUCACAUAAGAAAUACGACAAGACGAUAUCACAUCACCGAUCUUACGUUUUAGAUGAAUAUUUGGAGCCGAGGAGAGUCACUUAUUUCAGACCUCAUGAGUUGGAGUCGUUACCACAAGAAGGUUUCCGUUAUAAUGAGUACGAGGGCUACAGAGACGCGAUGGUAGCACAGGACGCGGCCAACUCCGAGUCAUCGCUGGACUUCUCGCACGAGUCCCAGGAGAACAGCAAAUAUGAUGACCACCAGUCUGACGUCACCAAUUGGAAAGAGAGAGCAUUACAAAUGGAGAAAGAAUAUAAGAAAACAGCAUGCGAUAGGGAACGGACCCGCAUGCGUGACAUGAACCGCGCUUUCGACUUGCUGCGCUCCAAGCUGCCAGUCACAAAGCCUUCCAAAAAGAAAUAUUCAAAAAUCGAAUGUCUCAGGAUAGCGAUAUGUUACAUCAGACAUUUAGAGCACAUGUUAUCUGGAGGAGCUCCGGAAGAGAAUCCAGCAUUUUUCGAGAUACAAACCACGGAGAGGCAAAGGCAGCAAAGGUAUUGAAAUAAUUCAAGGAUAGAUAUUAAAGAAAGGUAAAAACAGAAGUCAUAGAGUGUGGAGAAAAUUUUUAGAGAUUAUAUUUGGGUAUUUAAAAAAAAUGUUUUCUGGACUGGACUGGACAAUUUAAAUGCCGCUAUGUUAUACCUAAUUUAUAUUUAUAAUCGUUUCCCCGGCGUUGCAUUCCUACAAGUUGUUU
Molecule: messenger RNA, 972 nt
Organism: Papilio polytes (common Mormon)
Lineage: Eukaryota; Metazoa; Arthropoda; Insecta; Lepidoptera; Papilionidae
Gene: sage
Exons: 4
Coding region: 87-779 (230 amino acids)
Biological process (GO): mesoderm formation; regulation of transcription by RNA polymerase II
Cellular component (GO): nucleus
Molecular function (GO): RNA polymerase II cis-regulatory region sequence-specific DNA binding; protein dimerization activity; DNA-binding transcription factor activity, RNA polymerase II-specific
Source: RefSeq, a predicted model, not a curated record